AUGAAGAUAACUAUAUGGGGUGAAUUAGCGACUACUAUUGAGGAUGGAAUGCUAGAUAGUAACCAAAAUGUCGCAGUGGUCAUAAUAAUCACUGGAACAUUUGUGAAAGAGCGCAUGGGUUUCAUUAGUAUUUCCACCACACAAGCAUCACGAAUAUUUGUGAAUUUGGAUAAUGAACAAGUUCAGGAAUUUAGAAUGCGACUUGGAAAAGAAACUGAAGAGAUAGAAGAGAUACACCUUGAACAAGAGAAAGAUCCUUUUGAAGACAAAAUUACCCUAUAUGAAGCCAGUCAAAUGCUGCUAGACUAUGAAAAUAAGAACAAGGAGUUUUUUUGUGAAGCAUCCAUUGUCCGAUUCAACGAGGGAAAGGGUUGGUACUACAUUGCUUGCAAAAAAUGCAAAAAACAAGUGCAAAACAACGAUGGAAAGAUUUCUUGCCCCAAAUGCAUAAAGACCUUUGAUGGAAAAGUACUGCCAUGGUACUGGAUCACAGUAAGGAUCAAGGAUAACACAGUAUAUGCGGAUUUAACAAUUUUCGGAUUUAAUGUAGAGAAAAUGUUGAAAUAUACUGCAGCUGAACAUGUCGACUACGCUGAGCGUUGCGAGAAGCUAGAAGAACCAGACAAAGCUACACAGGUGUUUGAUAAGCUGAUUGGAGAAAAGUUCGGAUUUAAGCUAAAGAUAACCGAAGAAAACAUCCAGAAACAGUCCGACGAUUAUACAGUUUUGAAAGUUCAUACUAUUGUUAAAAAAAAGAAGACCGCCAGUGACCAAUUGGGUCCGAAAACACCACAAAAAGAAAAACAACAGAAGAUCAUGCUUUUAGAGAAUGAAAAACAUCAAAAAAGAAAUAAGCUAAGGCGUAUGGUAGAUUCAGAAGAUGAUAAGGAUGAAAAAGAAGAUGAAACCUUGAACAUGAAUAGGUUAGACGAAGAACUCCUUUAUGGGGCAAGAGGUGUUUUACUAUUUAUUUUAUUUUUUGAAAAGAGAUAUCUUGCGUGUUUCUACAGCGAAAACUUGGAAGAUAAAGUUGUUGUAAUUACUGGUUCUUCAUCUGGAAUUGGAGAGCUGCCUAAUGAAAUAUAG
Molecule: messenger RNA, 1086 nt
Organism: Papaver somniferum (opium poppy)
Lineage: Eukaryota; Viridiplantae; Streptophyta; Magnoliopsida; Ranunculales; Papaveraceae
Exons: 9
Coding region: 1-1086 (361 amino acids)
Biological process (GO): DNA recombination; DNA replication; DNA repair
Cellular component (GO): nucleus
Molecular function (GO): DNA binding
Source: RefSeq, a predicted model, not a curated record